AUGAUUACAGAACAGACCUGGAGCAUGAUGCUGGACAGCGAUGUCGCGGGCAUCAAUGAGUUGAGUAUUUCCCCGAGGAAACAAUUAUGGAUCAAGGCUGUGAAGAAACUGACUUCCGAGAGGCUGGGCAGGGAAGGACUGGCGGCGUGGGAGGACCGGAAGUCUACCAACGAUCCGGAAGUCGCGGACGAGUCAGACUCCAGCGACCCGAACGAGGACGGGGAGAUUCCGACCGACCCGGACGUGGUUCUUGCCGAUCAGCCUGUUGAUACCGAAGCUCAGACGCAGAGAGAUGUUUUCAAGAAAGGAGUUCUCUAUAAGGGAAUAUUUUGUCCGUCGCUCUCGAACAGCUUCCACAGCAAGCAGCUCGAGACGUCUUACCUCCAUUACUCGAAUCGUCAACGGCAGAAGUCGUUGAUCAUGCUGAAUAUCGUCGAUCUGAGCUUAAAGAUUGUUCUAAUGGCGAUAUGGCUGUGGCAAAGGGACGGGGACAGCGGCGGUCUGAUCGAGGGCCUGUCCUGGGCGUCCUGUUGCAUGGCGGCGAACCUGGUGAUCUGCAUCCUCGGCUGGUGGCGGUGUUUCUCCAAUAAUUAUUUGUACUGGGCGUCCAUAUUCACAUGGUUACUGAUCAACUCGCAAGGUUUUAUAGGCGCCGGUCUAGACUUCGCUAGUCAGCAGCGUCUAAUGUGGUAUAUUUUGUUUGUCGUGUACGCACCGUACGCGAUGCUGCCGUUGCCAUUGAGGUGGUGCGUCCUCGCCGGUUAUGGGACAGCAUUGACCCACAUGGUCCUCGCAGGGAUCACAUUAUUACGAGACCCGACACACCUGCACGAUGUCGCGUGCAUAGUUCGAAUGCUAACGACCAACGUCCUUCUUUAUCUUGCAAUGAAUCUAGCUGGCAUGUACACUAAGUAUUUGACAGACAGAGGACAGAGGCAGGCGUUCUUGGAGACCCAUCGGUCCCUCGAGACCAGACAGAGGACCCAGAAUGAGAACAACCGACAGGAGAAGCUGCUGCUGUCCGUUCUGCCAGAUUUCGUGGCCAAAGAGAUGAUUCGCGAUAUCGCUCGCGAAACAGCUCGAGGCGGAACGAUCUCUUUCACGCCCAAUCAAUUUCACCGGAUAUACAUCCAUCGUUACGAAAACGUUAGCAUACUCUUCGCGGACAUCAAAGGAUUUACUGCGUUGGCUAGCCACUGCAGCCCCCAAGAGCUGGUCAAGGUGCUGAACGACCUGUUCGCCCGUUUCGAUAAAUUAUCCGCGGAGAAUCACUGUCUUCGCAUAAAGUUACUCGGGGAUUGUUACUACUGCGUGUCCGGGCUGCCGACAGCAAGGAGCGAUCAUGCUCAUUGUUGCGUCGAGAUGGGCUUGCACAUGAUCAAGGCGAUAAGGGAUGUCCGAUACACCACGCAGGUCGACCUGAACAUGAGAAUAGGGAUCCACAGCGGGUCCGUGUUGUGCGGUGUGCUGGGACUUCGGAAGUGGCAGUUCGAUGUCUGGUCUUACGACGUGACACUGGCCAAUCAUCUUGAGAGCGGAGGCAUUCCCGGGAGGGUGCACAUCUCAGAGGACACCCUGCAGUGUCUGAACGACGUGUACGAAGUGGAACCAGGGAACGGGACAGAGAGGGACAAUUAUUUAAAGGAGAGAAACGUGGUGACGUAUUUGAUCAAGCAGGUGGAGCCUCUGAAAUCGCGACGGAGACAGUCCUCGCGACCGAAGAUAUGGUCGGAAGAAGACGCUGGCAAGAGUAAAAAGAGUUUCAAGCUGAACAAUCCGCUGGCCGCGAAUAGCAACGCGCCAAACUCGUCGACAGAAGACGAUAUUGGUGUCGAUUGGACGCCGGAAAUUCCAUUCGAGAACUUGAAUACGGCGACGUCGGUUAGUAACCUGGAAUCGGAGUAUCUCGAGGAAGAAAAUGGCUCCGCGAAGGGUAAAGCCACGUCUCCAGCGGAUCGAUUGAGGGCAGCUGGUCUCGAAACCGCGAGCAACAAGCGGAUGAGAUCGGCGAACAUAAACGCUUGGACGUUGCGUUACAAUGACGAGAGCCUGGAAUCAAAGUUCUGCCAGUUGCGCGAGGGUAUGUUCAAAUCGAACAUGAUCUGUUGCUUCGUCGUGUGGGUGUUCAUCGCGAUCUGCCAGGCGGUUAUCUUACCCGACUGCAAAGUCCUCCUGCUCUCGUUACUGUUGACGACGCUGAUCCUUGUGGCGUCGUCCAUCUUGGUGAUGGCGGAGGAAGUCAAGAGCCUGCCGACGUGUCUGCAACACGCCUCGUCGAUGCUGGUCCACAACAAACAGCACCGAACGAUCUUCAUCUGCAUCGUAAUCAGCCUGAUGGCCCUGACGUCGAUCGUCGGCGUGCUGGCCUGUCCGACGUCGAUUCGACGAUUUCCAGAGGCUUUGGUUCUCGAGCAACAACAGUUGAUCACGCCGACAUUGAAGCCGGAACGUCUGGUGGCGACCACUGUGGGCCUCGAUCAGUUCAUACUGACGUUUCUAGAGGCGGCACUUCGGGAUGAGCCUUCUGCGGACCGGAAAAAUAUGGCCACGAAAAAUCGAACUGGGUUUCGCGAUUCUAGCGACUUGGAGAUGGAACUUACGGGGAUUGGCGACGGGACUGACCCGUUGAAUGGACGACGAAGGAAAGAAUUUUUCAGAUUUCAUGAGAAAUAUUAUAUAAUAUUUACGCUGUCUUGAGAAUAUUUGUUGUAUUUUUCAAACGUCCCUCGUCAUUUUGACGAAGACGUUGCCUCGAGGAAGAUACUAUCAGCGACAGAAGCUCGAACGGAAGCGUUGUACUCGUUGGACGAUGAAAUUGUUUCAGAGACAAUCUGCGUAAGACCGGAAUAUAUUGUCUUCACUUGGAUUUUGUGCUUAAUCGCGCUCGCCUCCGCCCUAAAAUUAUAUUAUUUAGUGAAGACAGCGCUGGCCACGAUCAUCGUGUCGGUCUACGCUGUGCUGAUCCUUGUCGUCUGCAAAGAUUUCUUCUCCAUCUCGGACAAAGAAAAGAAUCUAAUGUCCAUACCUCUGUCGGCUCAGAUGUUAACGUUUAUGUGCGUGUUCCUCGUGAUGGUCACGUAUCACGGCCGAUUAGUCGAAGUAACAUCCCGAUUGGACUUUCUGUGGAAGCAACAGGCCGAACGAGAACUCAGCGACAUGAUCGAAUCCCGACAUAAUAACAUGCAACUCCUGAAGAAUAUUUUACCGGAUCACGUGGCUCAUCAUUUUCUGACACAGGAUCGAGCACCCGAGGAAUUGUAUUCGCAAUCACGGGACAAGGUUGGCGUGAUGUUCGCCAGCGUUCCGAAUUUCACUGAAUUCUACUCGGAGGACGUGAAUAAAGGGAUGGAGUGUAUACGUUUGUUGAAUGAAAUUAUAGCCGAUUUCGACGAACUUCUCGACGAGAAUCGGUUCCACUGCAUCGAAAAGAUCAAGACGGUCGGAGCGACAUACAUGGCGGCUUCUGGUCUCAACCCUUGUCAAAACGACAAAACCACGGAUGAUAUGGAGCACCUGUGCCGAUUGGUGGACUACGCGGUUGCCAUGAGGCUUCGUCUAGAAGACGUUAACAUCCAUUCGUUCAAUAAUUUCGACUUGAGAGUGGGCAUCAGCUGUGGCCCACUUGUGGGCGGUGUGAUCGGGGCCAGAAAGCCUGUGUUCGAUAUUUGGGGCAAUACGGUCAACCUAGCCUCUCGUAUGGACUCUACCGGUGUUAUGGGAAAGAUUCAGGUUCCGCUGGAAAUCGCCAGGUUUUUGGAGUCGAGGGGAUAUCAAACGCAGAAGAGAGGGUUCAUCGAGGUGAAAGGGAAGGGGACAAUGGAGACUUAUUUCGUUCUUGGCAAGGGAAGCAUGCAGGAGCAGGGCACGACGAAACACAAGACAAGAUGUCGAAGCCUGGCGGCGGUCGUCUACGGUGUUGUACAGGCGCGCCGCAAGCAAAUGCGAGCUCUUCGAAGGACAUAAGUCUCGGAAUCGGUUUCCCUUUUCGAUCUGCUGGUGCCUAGAUCCUUGGACGAUUCAAACUUCGUUGAUACCUGCGGCA
This is a messenger RNA of Dufourea novaeangliae, 4042 nucleotides long. It is a transcript of the gene Adcy8, whose product is annotated as adenylate cyclase type 8-like. Gene Ontology annotation, molecular function: adenylate cyclase activity. NCBI's taxonomy places the organism in Eukaryota, Metazoa, Arthropoda, Insecta, Hymenoptera, Halictidae. Gene Ontology annotation, cellular component: plasma membrane. Gene Ontology annotation, biological process: cAMP biosynthetic process; adenylate cyclase-activating G protein-coupled receptor signaling pathway; intracellular signal transduction. The transcript is spliced from 19 exons. The record is from RefSeq and is a predicted model, not a curated record.